AAGCUUCAUGAUCUUUUCCGCUCGUGCAACAUCCACUCACUAAUCCCAUUAAUCUAUUGAUCCAUUGAUUGGUGACUGUUUGUUUUGCGCACCGGGACCAUGAGCCGGAUUUUCUUGAGAGUUCUAUCCGAAGGUUAGAGAAGAAAAGGAGAAUAAAAACAACAAGAAGAAGAUUGUUGUUUGUCUUCUGAGCUGAAUCAAUACCUCUGUUGAUCCCAGUGAUCCCAGUAAGCGGUGACUGGUCUGUGUUGGGGAGGAAGGAGGAAGGAAAAGCGGAGGAGGUUGUAAAACUAGACGCGGGAGCGCAUCGGAGACGGCCGGGGGACCAUGAUCAGGAUCUUCCCGGAUUUCAGCGUCCAGGUGACGGCUUCGGGAGCCGGAGGACCCGGUGGCGGAGGAGGCGGCGGAGGCGGUGGGAUGGUGACGGGACCCCAGGUGGGUCGGGUGCCUGUGCCGAUCCCCGGAGCCACGAACGGGACCCCGCAGAGCGUGCAGGGGAUCACCGCCUACCAGCAAAGUGACCCCUACUGGGAGCGGCCGGCUAAUGCAGGCAGCUGCUCCGCCGCCCGGCCCAAGACCCUUCACCUGGCCGGCCAGCAGCAUACCUCCUCACCAUGGCUGCAGGCUCUGAGGAAGGAGAAGUCACGGGACGCGGCGCGAUCGCGGCGGGGAAAGGAGAACUUUGAGUUUUACGAACUGGCCAAGAUGCUGCCGCUGCCGGGUGCCAUCACCAGCCAGCUGGACAAGGCCUCCAUCAUCCGGCUCACCAUCAGCUACCUGAAGAUGAGGGACUUCGCCAACCAGGGAGACCCGCCGUGGAACCUGCGCAUGGAAGGACCACCGCCAAACACCUCUGUCAAAGCUAUCGGCACCCAGCGAAGGAGGAGUCCCAGCGCCAUCGCUUCGGAGAUCUUCGAACCUCACCUGGGCAGCCACAUUUUACAGUCUCUGGACGGGUUUGUAUUUGCACUAAACAAGGAGGGACGCUUCCUCUACAUCUCUGAGACCGUCUCCAUCUACCUGGGACUGUCGCAGGUGGAGCUGACCGGCAGCAGCGUCUUCGACUACAUCCACCCCGGCGAUCACGUGGAGAUGGCAGAGCAGCUCGGCAUGAAGCUCCCUCCAGGCCGAGGGAUGUCGCUGUCCCAGGGAGCCGUCAACGAAGAUGGGGCGUCCUCGGCUUCUUCGUCGUCGCACUCUGAGACGCCCGAACCAGUGGAGUCCAGCAGUCCCAGUCUUCUGGCUCCUGAUAACACUCUGGAACGAUCCUUCUUCAUUAGGAUGAAGUCAACGCUCACGAAGAGAGGAGUGCACAUCAAGUCCUCAGGAUAUAAGGUGAUCCAUGUCACGGGGCGUCUGCGCAUCAGGAUGGCUUUGACGCACAGCCGCUCGGUGCCCAAUCAGAUCAUGGGGAUGGUGGUGGUGGCUCACGCCCUCCCACCGCCGACCAUCAACGAAGUUCGCAUCGACUGUCAAAUGUUCGUCACCCGAGUCAACAUGGACCUCAAGAUCGUCUACUGUGAGAACAGGAUCAGCGACUACAUGGACCUGACGCCAGUGGACAUUGUGGGGAAGAGGUGUUACCAGUUCAUUCAUGCUGAAGACGUGGAGGGAAUCAGACAGUGUCACCUGGACUUGAUGAAUAAGGGUCAGUGUGUGACGAAGUAUUACCGGUGGAUCCAGAAGAACGGCGGUUACAUCUGGAUCCAGUCCAGCGCUACCAUCUCCAUCAACGCCAAGAACGCCAACGAGAAGAACGUCAUCUGGGUCAACUAUGUCCUCAGUAAUCCAGAGUAUAAAGACACGCCCAUGGACAUUGCCCAGCUGCCCAACCUGCCUGAGAAAACCUCUGAGUCAUCUGAAACCUCAGACUCUGACUCUGAGUCCAAAGAAAACUCUGACAAUGAGAACGCCAAGUCCGAGGGGAAGCCAGGCCACCAAUCAGAACGUGAGGACCCAGAGACAGACAGCAAGCGUCAGCAGCAACCCGGCCAACCACAUUGCUCCUCUGAACAGGAAAUGAAGCGUCAGGAGGAAGGAGACAGCUCGAGUAACCCCGAGAGCCAGGACAGUGAUGACAGUCUGGAACCUUCAGAUGGAGAAGGGGAGGAACAGGAGGAGGCAAGGGGAGGAGGUGGAGGAGGAGGGGGCGGAGGGGGAGGUGGAGGAGGAAGGUUGGGGAGGUUAGCAGGACUGGGAGGGUUGGGAGGACUGGGCGCCAUCGGAGGACUGGGUAAUCUGGGUGGGCUUCAUAUCAAAGUAGAGCACUAUGGAGAGGGGGAAGAAGUACAGCUGCACAACUCGCAAACUUCUUCAUCAGAGGAGGAGGAAGAAGAGGAGGAUGACGAUGACGAAGAGGAAGAGGAUGGUGGCGUGCAGGAUUGUGAGGGCGCCAAUGCUGGAAACAAGCUCCAGAAGAGGCGGAAGAGAAGGAAAGUGCAGAAAUGGGACGGAUCCCGAAGCAGGAGGCUCCGUCUCUCCUCAACCACGCCCAGCCCUGUCGCCAUGGGAGAUACCACACCGCUGGUUGACCCCACCCAGGCCACGCCUGCCAACUCCUCCCACCUCCUCACCUCUGCUGACUCCCCAAACAGUGCAAAUGCAACAUCCUCGGUCCUAAAAAUCAAGACGGAGAUGGCAGAGCCGAUCAACUUCGACAACGACAGCAGCAUCUGGAACUUCCCACCCAACAGAGAGAUUUCCAGAAACGAGUCCCCGUACAGCAUGACCUCCAAGCCCGCCGCUCCGGGGAACCACGAGACCUUCCCCUCACCCCAGGGAGGCUCUCUCCAGGUAGCCAUUCCUGACUCGGUCCUCACCCCUCCUGGAACUGAGGGAGGAGCAGGAGGAGUGAGGAAGCCUCCUUACAAUGGUAGCUCUGCGCCAUCCUCUGCUUCCAGCGCUGCCAGUUUAGCACCUCCCUCCAGCGCCUCCUCUGCAGACCCCCUGUCCCCUCCUCUCUCUGCCUCCCCGCGGGACAAGCAACAAGGCACUCCCACCACCUCCUCUUCUACUUCCUCAUCCUCGUCCUCAUCCUCAUCAACCUCUUCCUCCUCGCUGCUGUACUCUGGUGACCUCGAGGCACUACAGCGUCUGCAGGCUGGUAACGUGGUGCUCCCUUUGGUCCACAGGGUCACAGGGACUCUGGCCUCUACCAGCACGACAGCUCCACGGGUCUACACCACCGGCACCAUCAGGUACGCACCGGCAGACGUCACCCUGGCCAUGGCCCAAGGCAAUCUCCUCCCCAACGCUGCCAUGAACUUUGUCGACGGCUCGGGGUUUGGUCUGGACCCCAAGACGCCCAUGGAGAUGCUGUACCACCACGUCCACAGGCUCAACAUGUCAGCAGCGGCAGCCGCCGGCCCGUUUGUCGGAUCUCCGGCAGCCACGGGUGGGAACAACGCCCUGGGAGGCCAGAUGACGACCGCAGCCAAUGUUUUCACCACAGCGGAGGGACUUUUCUCGACGCUACCGUUCCCGGUGUACAGCAACGGGAUCCACACCACGCAGACGACUCUGGAGAGGAAGGAGGAUUAACGCAAAACGUUCGAGACCGCAUUACUGUGUUUCUGGAAUCAACAACUGUGUCAAAGUUAAAGACUACUCACUAGUAAAAAAAAAAAAAGAAAGACUAUUUACUUGCUAUCUUUUAUCAACACAGCACUGUGUUUCCGAGAGGGGAGAAAGGACAGGAAAGGAUGACAAAUGUACUCUAGCACUUUGAAUCUGAGCAACUGAGCUUGUGUAAUAGACAUGAAUGACCCUCAAACAUGUCCCCUUUUUCUAUCUUUUUUCUCUCUCCUCCUCAUCCUCUUCUCCUCCUCUCUCAGCCUCUCUCUUUGCUCCUGUUUCUUGCGAUCAGCAACGUUUUUCUCAUGAACAGAUGAACAAAAAAAAAAACUGACUAUUCUUUAUUGUAAAGAAUUCCUUUUUUGCCUACAGAGAAUUCAUAUUGCCUAAGGACUCCGCUGGAGCCUGACGGGGAUAAUUUUUAUUAUUUGACUUGUUUCUGACGCGUCUUUAUGAAGAUGCUGAUUGUGUGUAUUUAAAGGAGGACGGUACAGGGAUUUGUAACGGACAGAAAACUCUAUGCGGCGCUCCUCCAUAUGUAUCUUGAUGUGAUCAAGGCUUGAAAAGAACGUUUUUAAACCGAGCAGAGGGAGCUCUCUUGCGCCCGACAAAGGUCUCAGAGAUAAUAAUCUUUUGAAAAAAGGUUUUUGCGGACGUUUCUCGAUUGAGGGAAUAGUUUAGAGAAUUAAUGCUGUUUUUUUUCCUUUCAUUUCUUCCUUUUUUUAUAAAAAUAUUCUAGCUCAGAUUUAACUUACGAAUCAAGCAUUAAGAAGAAAAACAAAAAAAGCAAUUUCAGCCGGGUAAUGACCUGUGAAUUAUCGAAUGUUACUACUUCCUCUUUUAUCCCAGGAGUUUACCUACAGGUCUCGCACCAAACAUAACCUCCUCUACAUCUCCUCUCAUUUCAAAUCUGUCGUUUCGCUCUCUUAUCUCUCACUCUGUGAUCUCUCCGUCUACAUUUUUCUUCCUGUCGAUCUACAGAUUCAUGGUGCUACCGACCGUCCAGUAACCCUGAUUCAGCUGGCUGAUGUGGGUGCUGUAAACGAACCCACAGCUCGUUGACAGACUGAUCGUACUUUUUCGUUCUGGAGGGGGAACAAUUUUAUUUUUUCUCUUCUGACCUUCAGGAAAGUCAGAAACACAGCAAGAACCUUAGAACCUCUAAAUCAGCAACGUCAUCUCCAUGUUUCACCCUUUACGUCCCUCCUUCGUUUGUCUAAAGGAACGCUUGAUCUGAUUGGGCCAUGAGGGGCAGCUCCGCAUGGCAACAUGGAGGCGAUUGGUUGAAUUUUAGGCUACAUAGUGUUUGUUUUUAUGUUUGUGUAUUUUCUAACUGAAUCACUUUUAAUUCUCAGUGAGACUGAGGCUAAUACGCUAGUGUCGCUAACUUGAAAAAUGAAUGUUGAAAACCUCGACCGGUUCCUGUUUGAUCACUGUUUCGAUUAUUUUGUACUACUUUAUUUUUUUCCCUCCUCCUCCUCCUCCUCUUCUUCUUCUUCUUCUUCUUCUUCCUAAACCAGAAUCACCUCCACGAGAUUUUCCUAAACAAUCCACUCUCUUCCAUCUCAUCGCCGGACCCUGUGAUAAUAAAAAAAAAACACAUAUCAACAAGGAGAUUGUAAUAAAGACAUGCAUUUUCAAUCAAUCAAUCUAUCAAACAAUCAAUCCAAUAACUACGAGAAAAAAAAGAAUAUGACUUUUUUUGAGGAAGAGAAAAAAAAUCACAUUCCUUUAACAAACAAUGUCGUCUUUGUCGUUGUUCUUCUGUUCUGUGUUUUUUCUUCCCCAGCCUCCGUUGCCAAAAAAAAAAAAAAAAAAGAAAUCUCACAAGUUUAGUGUUUUAAAAGCACUGUGAUUCUCGUUCAUUUGUAAAACUUUUUUUUCUUCUACUUUUUUGGUAAAAAGAGAAAAAAAAGAUGAGAACAAGUAAUAAUUAAAAAACAAAAAAGAAAAAAAAAACUGUCACAACAUCCACGACAUUUUUAAAGUUGGCAGCCCCGUCUUUACCAUCCUGUCAUACCUUAUUACCCAGUGUGAUUAAGCCGUAAAAACGUGUUACCGAUGUGUUUAGUGUCACUGGCUGUCAAAAAGUCUUUCAUGGCGACUUCUCUCUCUGUGUGUGUUGACUAUAUGCAGUAUAUACUGAGCUACUGUAGCUGUU
Messenger RNA from Epinephelus moara (kelp grouper), 5734 nucleotides. Its product is annotated as neuronal PAS domain-containing protein 3. Gene Ontology annotation, biological process: regulation of transcription by RNA polymerase II. Lineage: Eukaryota; Metazoa; Chordata; Actinopteri; Perciformes; Serranidae. Gene Ontology annotation, molecular function: protein dimerization activity; RNA polymerase II transcription regulatory region sequence-specific DNA binding; DNA-binding transcription factor activity, RNA polymerase II-specific. The coding region runs from base 328 to 3540 and encodes 1070 amino acids. The record is from RefSeq and is a predicted model, not a curated record. The transcript is spliced from 12 exons.